Molecule: messenger RNA, 2324 nt
Organism: Cladophialophora immunda
Lineage: Eukaryota; Fungi; Ascomycota; Eurotiomycetes; Chaetothyriales; Herpotrichiellaceae
Exons: 1
Coding region: 155-2143 (662 amino acids)
Molecular function (GO): oxidoreductase activity; copper ion binding
Source: RefSeq, a predicted model, not a curated record
CAGCCUUCCUGGAAAGGUACAGGACUCUGAACUCAUCCUUUCGCUCUCUUCGUACGCAGCACCGAAGUCACUCGUUUUGUUUUUGGCUCUUCUUUUCCAUCCAAUCGCUUUCAUUUCUUAUCCCUUUCCAGGCUGACCUUCGUUAUUCCUGGCAAUGAGGCUAUCAAGAAUCGCGGCCUUGCUGGGCCCAGCAGUGGGUGCCUAUGCGCAGUCGAAUUCAUCCGCCUCUCCAAGUUCUUCAAUCUGCUCGACGGCCUCAGCAUGCAAACCCUUCUUGAUCGAGCUGACGUGGGGACUCACGAACGCAUCGAACAUCUUCUCCAGAGAGGCGAUCUUGACUAAUGGCUCCUUUCCUGGCCCUCCUCUGAGACUCGGCGUCGGAGAAUGUGUUGACUUUACGGUAAUCAACAACAUGCCUAACGUCACUGGUGUUCACUUCCACGGCAUCCGACAGCUAGGGACACCGUGGGCAGAUGGAGUUCCGGGCGUCUCUCAAUACACGAUUCAGCCAGGCUCCAGCUAUAACUAUCAGUGGACAGCUGAGGAAUCUGGCAUCUAUUUCUACCAUAGUCACUACAAAGGUCAAAUGAUGGAUGGUCUAUAUGGGGCAAUCAUUAUUUCCCCAACGGAAAAUGCGACUAGGCCAUUCUCACUAAUCAGCAAUAGCUCUGCCGACGUUCAGAAGAUGGAGGCCGCAGAAGCAAACGUCGAGGCAAUCCUGACAGCCGACUGGAAUCGCUUUACCUUCAAUGAGUUCUUUGAAAUCGAGAAGUCCGCGAACAUCGACUACUCCUGCACAGACUCUUUCGUACUGAAUGGGAUGGGAUCAUCCUACUGCUUAUCAGAAGCCACUCUCAACGCCGACGAAGCUGCCCAGGCGGAGAUUGUUCUUGACGGUACGUCCUUGACUGCGAAGGGGUGUAUUCCACCCAACAACACCGUGGUCCAAGGCAACUACAGCCGUAACUUGGCCGCCUUGCCCGCUGGCGCAUACUACGAAUGCACGUCUUACACUGGCACGAACUUCACCUACUUGGUCGAUGCUGCGGACGAGUGGGCAGCAUUAUCAUUUAUCAGUCCUAGUGGUACGGCACUUUUCAAGAUCACCAUUGAUAGCCAUAAGCUAUACGUUUACGAGGUUAACGGCCACUAUAUCGAACCUCAGGUGGUGGAUCAGAUUGAAGUCGACAAUGGAGAUAGAAUCUCAGUGCUGGUCAAGCUCGAUCAAACCCCAGCGGACUACACCAUCCGCGUCGCGAACAGCGGCUUGAAUCAAGUCAUCUCGGGGUACGGCAUCUUGUCUUAUCAAGGCAGCUCAGGGCCCUCGACCACCGCUGAAGCUCUUAUGAAUUAUGGAGGCCAGAACACGACCACCAUCACUGUUUUGGACAAGGCUACGGCUUACCCAUACCCUGCGGAGGCGGUCUCAAGUACGGCCGAUGCAACCUUCGUUCUCGACAUUAUGAAGGACCCGGAAGAGUCGAUGUCAUGGGCUUGGGUUCUGAAUGGGGUAGACGCAUACAACCAAAGCCGAGAUGAUGAAACCCCGCCACUUCUCUAUCAGUCUCCAGCAGACAUUCCCACUAGCGAUCUCAUACUGAGGACUAACUACAACGAAUGGGUGGACCUUAUCAUUAAGGUAGCUGGCCCGUUGGCAGAACCGCACCCCAUCCACAAACACGCCAACAAAUUCUUCGUUAUCGGGACGGGCACUGGGGAUUUCAACUACACUACUGUUGCCGAAGCUCAAUCCGCUGGGGUCGAGUUCAAUCUCGACAAUCCACCGUUUGUGGACGGCUACACAAGCACGGAAGCGGAAGGCGCAGCCUGGAUGGUGUUCAGAUACCAGGCCAACACCCCAGGAGCGUGGCUGUUGCACUGCCACGUGCAAAGCCACUUGACGGGUGGGAUGGCGGUGGCGAUCCUGGAUGCCGUGGACAAGUUCCCAUCGAUUCCCUCCGACGUUGGCAAGGUGUGCUCCAAUGCAGGGUCCAGCUUCACCGGCUCCAAUACCACCGUCUCAACCACCUCGCCGACAGUUGCUUCGUACACCAACAUUGCAGCGGCUUCGUUGAGUCACCAGAAGGCAGCUGCUCUCAGCGUAACCUUGGCUCUGGCAGCAGCUGCUGGUCUGUUCUACUAGAGUCACCUUAAGGAUAAGGGCUAGUUGCAUUGGAAGGGUUUUCGCAUCGAAAUUCUGCCUAAUUGCCAUACCUUAUGAUACGUUACGCUGGUUUGGGGAUGGACGAGAGUGUUGAUUAGUGCGAACUUGGUAGAGUAUUGCUUCAAAAAUCACCCACAAUCAACCCACCCGUACGCUUUGC